Metopolophium dirhodum (rose-grain aphid) is the source of this 3107-nucleotide messenger RNA. RefSeq names its product histone H4 transcription factor-like. The transcript is spliced from 10 exons. Gene Ontology annotation, molecular function: DNA-binding transcription factor activity, RNA polymerase II-specific; RNA polymerase II cis-regulatory region sequence-specific DNA binding. Bases 212 to 1843 code for a protein of 543 amino acids. The record is from RefSeq and is a predicted model, not a curated record. Gene Ontology annotation, biological process: regulation of DNA-templated transcription. NCBI's taxonomy places the organism in Eukaryota, Metazoa, Arthropoda, Insecta, Hemiptera, Aphididae.
GAAUAGCAAAUCGUAAUCCAUUGUUGACACAAAUCUUGCGACUCACGCCCGCCUUUUAUAAGCGGCGUUUUGUUUGGGACUUGUGUAGAUAAGGUACCUUAUUGUUGGUUGUUUCAAUUGUUGAAUUGUUUUCUCGUUUACCGUCACAGGUAUUCGUAUUACUUAUUGUUACAUUAUUAAAUGUGAUUAUUGCGAUUUAUAAUAGUGCAAGAUGAAUGCGGAGAGCAAUAAUGUCACAUAUAAUCUGAGGAGGAAGACACGACGGACCGACGAGUGCAAGUCCAACGAUGAUUCAAUGUUUGCGGCACAGACAUAUUUGUCGGUUGAUCAGAAGACUGACUGCGGUUCAAUGUCCAUGAUGGAAGACAAACAGUACUGGUGUGAGCAAUGGGUCCUAGCUCACCGUGAAGGCAAUGUUCCUGAAGAAAAAAAAUAUGUCGCUAAAAAAUGUGUUGUUACCAAUAAUUCAGAUGACUCAGAGUCGUAUAAGUCUAGCUUGGAUUUAAAUAACUUGAAAGAGUGCAAGAAGCAACAACCUAGAAAAAAGAAAUUGGAUUUGGAUCGGGUACAAAUGAGUUACUGUUGUAGAUGGGUUGAAUGCAAUUAUGAAUCAACUGAUAUAAAAAUUUAUCUUCAACAUGUUGCUGAGCAUGUUGAUUAUUUAUGGACUGAAGAAUGGCAGGGCAACAAAGAAAAAUGGUUUACAUGUUCAUGGAAUAAUUGUACGUUCCAAUCAAACUGCGAGGUGAAAUCUACAACUCAUGUAAAUUUCCAUGCAUAUCACACACGGCUUAAAUGUGUCGGCUUGGCUGUUUUAAAUCUCUGUGAAAUACCUGGAUGUAAAUUGAAUGGUGAUGGUGCUAACAUCUUACCAGAUUUACCAAGUGAAUUUGAAUGUAAUUGGAAAAAUUGUAAUGAUCGAUUUGAAUGUAUGCAAUACUAUGCAUAUCAUGUAGCUCAGCAUUUAGAUUUUUCAAAAUUCAACAAUUCUAACUUCAUCUGCCCAUGGACAGAUUGUACUUUACAAUUUUCCGUGCGUUACCGAUUAGUAGACCAUAUAAAAAGCCACACUCAAGAAAAAACAUGUGCUUGUCCUAACUGUGGUAUUAUGUUUUCCACUUACACUAAACUGAAAGAUCACUGUAGACAAUCAAAUAAAGACAAAAGCAAUCAGUGUAAAUUUUGUAAAAAAACAUUUUCAUGUGAACGACUUCUAAAACAGCAUGUUCGCCUUCAUAUAAAUUAUUUUAAAUGUCAUCAGUGUGAUGCAUCGUUUUCGAAAGCAUUACAACUAUCCACUCAUAUACGUUACCGUCACUUAGAUAUAAAACCCUUUGGAUGUCAUUUAUGUAAAUCCAAAUUUGUGCGCAAAGUAGAUCUUACUACACACUUACGAAAACAUGCACCAGGUCCGCUAUUCAAAUGUUCAAAGGACGGCUGUGAUUUUUCAUGUCGAAGCGAGUACACAAUGCGAAAGCAUAUAGGAGUAGAACAUUACAAUGCAGAAGAACUGUAUAAAUAUUAUUGUCAUGUGUGUGGUGAUUUGUUCCUAAGAGGUUCAUUUCUCACCAAACAUUUAAAAACUGAUCAUAACUUCCACAAACCAGUUGGCUUGAAACGUUUCAGGUACAUUGAAGACGACGACGGGUAUUAUAAACUUCAAACGUCAAGAUAUGAAUGUCUAGACAUACAAGAACAAAAGAAAGUUAAGUUGAUCAAUCCCAACAAAGUGGUUGUAAGGAAAAAAAGUCAAACUACGUGCAAUGAUAAGCAAGCAACAGAAUUUGUUGUUGAUAUUUUAUCAUGUACAAGUGAUGAUGAGGACAAUGAUGAUAUUGAGUAAUUUAAGAUAAAAUUAGUUUAUCGUUAUUGAAUACAUAUUUAAGAUAAACUAUAGUCUGUUCAAAAUGAGAUCGGACCUCGGCGGCGACCAGUUUUUGUUCGUGACGGUCAGGCGCCUGCCUCCACCAAGGAUCGUUGGCGGCGGCGCGUCAGACUGAGCCGCAGAACAAAGCCACGCCCAUGUGCACAACUCGGCCGCCGAGGUCCGAUCUCAUUUUGAAUAGAGUUUAGUAGACUAUUAAACUUUAAGAUUUUUUGUGAACUGAAAAAUUGUAUUCCUUAAGAUUUUCAACAUAUUUAAUUGAAUAUCUAUAAAAUAACUAUAUUUUUGUUUAAUUAACAACAUAAUUUGUAGGUUUGCUGAUCAAUAUAAAAAAUAAGUACAUUAAUUAUUGAUCAGUGACAAAAAUUAAUUAACGAUGUGAUAAUAUAGUAUGUACGGAUUAUAAUAAAUUGUUUUGUCUUUUAUAUAAACCUGUUUCCAUAAUACCACCAAAAAUAUUUUUAAUUAAAUAAAGAAUCCAAAUGUAUUAAUACUUAUAAGCAGGUAAUAUACCUGGACUACAAGAACAAAAUUAUUGAAGCAAAUAUGCAAUAUUUAUCACAAUUUAAUUACUUGCUUGAAAAUAUUAAGCAAUUUGUAAUUAUUGUUAUAAUUUAUAUUGAAUUUACAUAUUUGUAUUUAAAUAUUUUAAUUUCAAUUGAGUAAUAUUAAUAAAAUAACUUUCUUCACUAACGUAUUAUUACAAAUUACUUAAUAACUAAAAAAUGUAAUUAUACUUAUAAUAAAUGUAUUGCAUUUUACUAGUUUUCACUGUGAAAAUUUACUAAAUACUAAAAUUAAAAAUAUCAUUGAUUUUAGAUUAGAUGGACAAGUCGUUGUUAGAAAAAUGUAAUAACUAAAUAAUUGCUGGAAAUGGGAGGAUUAUAAUAUUAUAUAGAUUAGACAGUUGGUGUAGUAUAUUAUGAAUUAUGAUGUAUACUCUAAAUUUAAUGACAAUACUUAUUCUUUGUAAAUUAAAAUUCUAAAUAGAUAAUUUAUAAUUAUUUUACAACUCGUAUCAUAAUAAGAAUUAUGUCUGUAAUUGUGUAUACCUAAACUAUGCAUAUAAACAUUUUUCAUAUUUUUGUAUUUUUUCUUGGUAGUAGUUAUGUAUUGUAUAUAAUUUUUUUAAGAUUUAAUCAAUUUAUAAAUUCAUUACAAUUUUUUAAUUCUUGUAGAAAAAUGUUGAAUAAUAGCUCAAAUAUAUUAUACUUUUAUUUCA